Molecule: messenger RNA, 636 nt
Organism: Microthlaspi erraticum
Lineage: Eukaryota; Viridiplantae; Streptophyta; Magnoliopsida; Brassicales; Brassicaceae
Source: the annotation of a GenBank genome assembly
AUGGAGGAGCAAUUCAUACUUAGGGUUCCACCGUCAGUUUCAGAGCGAAUUGAUCGGCUUUUGAGCGAAGAGGCCUCUACUUCCGACGAAAUCCCUUUAGAUUUGUGCUUUUCAGAGGACGGAAGAAGCGGGACGUUUGUGAUCGGAAACGAAGAGUUUCCAGCUUCUCUGCUUGACCUUCCUGCUGUUGUUGAGUCUUUCAAAACUUAUGAUGAUUGUGCGUUAGUCAAAACUGCUGAUAUUGGGCAGAUGAUCAUGGUUAGGGAGGCUGGUGAUCCUGCGCCUAAUACAGUUGAAUACAGACAUGGUCUCACUCCUCCAAUGAAGGAUGCUCGGAAGAGAAGAUUUCGUCGAGAGCCUGACCUUAAUCCGGAGCUUGUACAGAGGGUUGAGAGAGACUUGCUUAACAUCUUGAGUGGCGGAACUGUCGAAAACGUAAAUGAGCAAGAAGAAACAGUAGCGACCGAGAAUGCUAGUAAUGGAAAUAAGAAAGUGUCUUCUUCUUCACCUGCUGCUACACCUGUUGAAAAGCCUGAAGCGCCUGAGACGGGGACUAACAAUAAUACUAAUGAUAAUAAUCCAGCACAAGUUGAGCCGGAGAGAAGUGAAUCAGAAGAUUCUGAUGAUUCAAUGUGA